UUACAGCUGUUUACAGCUGCUUACGGUCACGUCUACAGGAUGAUCCAAUGUGCCCAGGUACAAGUAAACUGCAAUAUAACUGGACAUAAUUUAAAAAAUAUUCCCUGCAUUGGUGUAACAGACUUAUCAGUGACUCAAAUAAGUAGCACUUCCAUGUUGGGUGGGCCUAAGCGGCCUAAGCAUAUACUUCGUCCAAUGAAAGUUAAAUAUGUUAUGCAAUACCGCCACAGUUUUAUCAGUGGGAAAAGUCUGAACGGUCUAAACGUCUAAACCGUCAGAACCGGUCAGAACAGACUACAUUGUUCAUGUUGGCCGAUAGAGCGAUGGUCGGUGACGGACAAUGGUUUUGGUGUUGUGUGUUUGGAUGUAUCCAGAUUCACAUUGCAGUGAACGAAUUACUACACAUUUUGUCGUUUAUAAAAUGAAAGUGUUUUGCUAGCAUGGGGCUAGCAAAUCGAACAAGAAUGUGGUGCCUAGUAAGUCAGCCGAAUUGUGUGAUAAUAGAAGUUAAAGUUGAUCCAAAGGCAGAAGGUCAAGAAUGUUUGGAAAAGGUAUGCCAUUGCCUUGGAAUAAGCACAGAGUCGGAUUAUUUCGGCCUUAAGUAUCAUGGAGCAAAAGGUGAAGAGCUGUGGCUUAAUUUGCGCAACCCCAUAGAACGGCAGGUGGUUGGUCUUCCGCCAUACCGUUUUGCUCUGCGAGUGAAAUUUUGGGUGCCUCCUCAUCUCCUCCUCCAAGAUUCAACCAGGCAUCAGUUUUACCUACAUGCAAGACUUGACGUCCUGGAAGGUAGACUUAAAGUAAAUGAUUGGAGCAUAACUACCAAGUUUUUAGCACUUAUGGUGCAGGCUGAGUGUGGUGACUUUGAACCUCUGACAUCUCAACAACAUCACUGCAAGUAUUUGGAGCAAUGUUCCCAACUUUGUGGUGUGGAAGACAUAAAGCCUUCAGAUGUCCUUCACAGAGUGUCUCUGGAACACCAGGAACUGAAGGGUAUGAAGCCAUCAGCAGCAGAAUACUGGUUACUGAAGGAGGCAUCUUACUUGGAUAGUUUUGGAGAAGAAUUGUUCCACAGCAAACCAAGUGGUGAGGGAUGUAUAGCUACCUGUUUAGGGGUUGGUCCCCAUGGCAUAUCUUUGUAUCAUGGCGAAGACCUGGCACAAAAACACAGCAUUCCAUACACAGCAAUUCAGACUGCAGCAUCACAGCGUCGACUGUUUCAUUUGACCUACGCUGACAUGGAUGGUCAUGAGGCAUCCCUGGAGAUCAAGUUGGAAUCCUCGCAGGCAGCCAGUGGUGUUUAUAGAGCCAUCACAGAAAAACAUGCAUUCUACAGUUGUGAGACAGUUCGGAGUGCUGUGACCACACAGUUUAUAAGAGAUCUCAAGGGUACAAUUGUGUCCAUCUUCAAUGAGGAUACAUCACUUGGUAAGAAAUAUGUAUUUGAUAUCCGACGUACUUGCCGUGAAGUAUAUGACAAUGCAAGGCGUGCUUCAUAUCGGAAUUCUGGAAAUGUUGGGAUGUCUCAGAUUUUUCCUUCAACCUCUGACGUUAAUUCUGCCAAUAUUUCUACUGAAGGAAGAAGUCAGAAUGAGAAUGGUGAGAGAGUCAUCAGCAGUGGCUGUGUAGAUGAACAGUGCAAGUCUACACAGGCACGACUGGCAAGGCUGCUGGAAGCUAUGUCAUGCCGCAUUUGCAUGGACCGAGCCAUUGAUACUGCAUUCUUCCCUUGUGCACAUGUGAUGGCAUGUGGUGAGUGUGGCGCAAGGUGUGACAGAUGCCCACUUUGCAGAGCACCAAUUCAGCAUUCACAGCACAUCUUUUUGCCUAUUGAACUACAAGAUACUGAUAGUUUGCUGCAGCAGCAUAAAGAUUCCAGACAGCCUAAGGAGGAAUUUGAGGGCUGUGAUGAUGAUGAUGAUUUUCAUGAAGAAUUUCAGAACCGUUCACCUCAGUCACACCAACAGCACUGGCAAUACAGAAAUGACCUGAGUCAGCGUGAGGGACACAUAAUCGGAGUAAAUCAGGUAAACAGUGGAACUGACCAUAUGCUUUACCAAAUGGAGCAAGUGAACCAAAGUCAAGAAAACUGUAUGAUUGCUGAUAGCUAAAACUUUGUAAAAAUCUUGCACUGAACUGUGAAACAUCAGGAUAAAGCUAUAUUCAUAGUUUGUCAACAGAAACACAAUUGGGAUGAUUGUCUCUUGAUUGUGUAAUGUUUUAUAAAAAAUUUUGUGAAUGGUUCUAGAGCACAGUGCAUCUAAUUGGUCUCAGAUAGUUCUGCUUGUGACUGAAUAAUUAUGGAAAGGUGGCUUACUGUUUGUAACCUUUUUUUAAAAUUAUACUAGCAUUUUUGUUUAUUGUCCAUAAUGUAUGUUAGUUGGACUGUAAGAUGCAGUAUUCUUUUACACGGGUUAUAUUCUUCACAGAUUGAUGUUAAAGUAUAUAAGCAUAAUGGAUUCACAUACAUUUUUGUUACAAAAUCGAUUUCUAUGGUAAAAUCAUUCUCACUUGGCUGCUGUUCUUUCAUAAUGAAAUAAGGACAUUUUUUAUAAUGUUACUAAAGGUCUUAUUUUACUGACUUAAAUCCACCAAAGAAACAGUUGAUUUAUAGUACUCUGUGUUAUAAUUGAUGGAUCUUGAAGAUUUGAUUCUCUUAGGAUAUUUUCUUUUACCUUAUCAUCAUACAAUUUUAAAAUGGAUCUUAAAUAGGAUGGAGUUGUGUGGAUUGGUUUCACCUGGCUCAGGAUAGAGACCAGUUGUGAACAUGGUAAUGAAUCUGUGGGUUCCAUUAAAUGUUGGGAAAUUUUUGAGUAGCAGAGCAACUGGCGACUUCUUGAGGACUCAGCUACAUGGAGUUAGUUUAGUAAAAACUAUUGGCUUGAUCUAUUGAUAAUUGGAAUUUGCCAGCAGGCAUAUUCUGGUUUUUAAAUAGCAGAUUCAGCUUGCAUACCAUGCCAUAAAUGGUUGUUACAUAAUGAUAUUAACACAUUUUCUGUCAGUUUUGAUAUCCAGGAUUGCCAUUCCGUCCUUAAGCCUGGUCUAGAGAUUUCAAUGAUUAACACAUGCCACUCUUCAGCAUUCAUCCAUGUCAUUUGUGCAUGUAUAUGUGCUGAUGGCUGUCUGUCCUAGUCUGGCAUACUUCAAGGAGUGUGCAGUUGUGUCACCUUGUCAUAUUAUAAGGUCUAAACAUCAAAUGUUUUUUGUAUAGAUUUCAGACAUUUGGGGUAAAAUAACCAGCUGACAGGGACUGAAGUGAAGUGGACAAACUGUGUGUAUGGGGGGGGGAUUUCUUUCAGCACUUUCAGUGUGUAGACGAAAUGUACGAAAUUGAGAGAUGAUUGAUGAAUAAUGAAUUGUAAAGAGUUUGGAAGGAAGCAAUCAUGGCCUAAUCUGUUACACAGUAGUUAUGAAGUGAGGCUAACUGCAUGCAAGUGGCAAGUCAUAUUGGGAAGUGAGUCAGCAACAUUUGGUAACUUCCAGGAGGGUCCUGUGAUAUGGAACUAUCCCUCCAGUCUCUGUACUUCUGAAUCUGAUAUCUGGCAGAUAUAGUCAGUGAAAUAAACCAUAAUAUAAAGUAUGUUUCUUUCUUCACUUAUGACAAAAACAAUAUUUGCACCACAUCUGGGAAAAGGAAAUUAUCUGUACAAUAUAUUUCAUAUGGAGGAAUUUAAAAUAAGCAGUUGUGUAAAAGUUAUGUAUUUGUCCCGUUAAUAGAAUUUUAUUUUACGAGGCUCACUUCAGUGUCACUGACUGUGGUGAAACUUUGAAAACAAGGGAAAUUAAAUGUAUACUUAUAAAUUUUUGUGAGUUGAAGCCUUCAUAGCAACAUUUAUGAAUCAUCUAGCAGCUUCUUCCUUGUUCUAUGGACCACAUUGAUGUGACUGAAAGUAAAAACAGGUUUGGAACAUUGUCUCUUGAACCCUUGGGCAGUGAAUGGUGUUUUAAAUAAGUCAAAGGAAAUCUCAAUGUAAUUAUACAUUAGUAUUCAUAACAUGGCCAGACAUUCUGUGACAAAAGAACAAUAAUUAUACAUGAUUAAAAAAUUAUUUUGAUUAUAGAGAAAUGUACUAUUAAGUUUUGUAAAACUCUGACAUGUCAUGGAAUUUUGAGUGCUUUAGUAUGGGGUCUGUGAAAGUAACAAAAAAGACAUAUUUGUUGAAUUGAAACCAUUAUACAGUUGUAGUGUGUAUCUCAUAUGCUUUAAACAAGAACUCUUUUAUGAAUGUACAAUAAUAUGUUAACUGCUGAUGGAAAUGCAGAGCAUACACAAUGCAAGAACUGCUUUAGUCAUUAACAAUGCAAGAAAUAUAUAACUAUAUGUAAUAUAAUGUAAUGUUUUGCUAUGAAUUGAGGUUUUAUGUUCUUUUAUAAUACAAUGUAAGUUCAAGGUUAAAUUUUAAAGUACCAAAAGGUGACAAGAGUAUUUUCCAAGUAUUUGCAGAUUUUAAAAGAAAGUAUUAAUAUAAUGCUGUAAGUUUGUGUACAUUGGUAAUAACUAUGUGAAACAAAUAUUUGAGUUAUAUGAAUCAGUAUGAAUAGAGAUAUUCAUUUUUCAGCCAUUUUGUUUCCUAUAAGAUGAAGCUUUAUCACUGAUUUGUGUAUGUGUACAUGAUCAUGCCUGUAUACAGGCAGAAAAAAAAUGUGUUCUUGUGAUACCUUGAAAUAUGACAUUAAAGUUACAUUUUUAUAAUACUA
Molecule: messenger RNA, 4695 nt
Organism: Cryptotermes secundus
Lineage: Eukaryota; Metazoa; Arthropoda; Insecta; Blattodea; Kalotermitidae
Gene: dnr1
Product: E3 ubiquitin-protein ligase MYLIP
Exons: 7
Coding region: 441-2108 (555 amino acids)
Biological process (GO): ubiquitin-dependent protein catabolic process
Cellular component (GO): cytoskeleton
Molecular function (GO): ubiquitin-protein transferase activity
Source: RefSeq, a predicted model, not a curated record